Angiostrongylus costaricensis is the source of this 465-nucleotide messenger RNA. NCBI's taxonomy places the organism in Eukaryota, Metazoa, Nematoda, Chromadorea, Rhabditida, Metastrongylidae. The record is from the annotation of a GenBank genome assembly.
GGAUGGAUGGAUGCCUUGGUGGGCCACGGGCGCCGGGAUCGGUCCCAUGUGUAUUGCAGAGCGUCUUCCACCACUACGAUAUACGUGGCAGAAGUUUUUCUGACUGCUGGACAUGCAUUUCAAAAACUUGGAGAUUUGACAAUGCAGCUUCAUAUGGGACCUUCUUCACUACCGACAGAAGAAAAAUGGAGUGAAAACCAUGUGGACCACUUGCGAGAGGCACUAACGCGGUUUGCACAUGAGCUUGAUCAAAUAAGUAAUAAUGUGCAGGCUAGGACAACGAAAAUGAUUAGUACGGACAUUCGGCGAAGGCAUAUGGCUCCUCAACGAUCACCUGUAGCUUCGGCCGUUUCGACACUGAAGCGUCAACCGAUGAAACUAGGUCCAGUUGUUGUUCCGAAGCGACUAAACGUCGCUAGAAACCAAAGGGUUUGCCACUCCUAUUUUGAAUACUUACAAUACUAA